CUCUCUGGGAGGGCAACUCUGACAAAUGACGGGUGGGGGGGGGCUGUGCUUUUAAAGGUACCUUCGGGAAAAUCUCUAUUUUUCUUCUUUAUUCAAUUGUGUUCUUUUUGAAGCUCGAAUCAAUAUUUGUGAUCAUUAGAACAAACGAAUGGGCUGAGAAAGUUAGGGGAGGGCGGGCUCACGAAAGUGUGUGUAAGGCCCCAUAAAAUCGUUAUGGAAUUCUUUCAAGAUCCGGUUGUAUAAACUUCGCAAAUAUAUAAUUAUUUCAUUGUGUUUUCAUUCACUUAGUCCCAUGCUAGUAUGUUCUUUAUGUACCCGCUCGUGGCACUAAGUGAAAGCAUCAGGUCGUUUCCAUGGCAACACACUGCUACUUGUCACCUACUGAAAUAUACCAACUAAAGAAAAUAAAAAUGCAAUUCACGUUAUAGUAAACCGAUGUUACCAAAGAUUGCCAAUUGCGCAAUGCAGUAGUAAUUGAUUUGUAAUUAAAAAAUGAUUUGCAACUCUGGUACAACCGUCUACUAAAUGGGUCCGUUAGGUAUAAAAUUAUUGGUUUACCGACGACGAUAGUUGUCAGACCACAAUGUAUCUCUGAAAAGAGAGGGCUGUGUGUAGAGUUUAGCAGAAUGUGCAGUGAUCUGUAAAGUGCUGUAGAGUGACGUUGUGUAUUACAUAGAACGUGCAUUUUUGGGUAAAAUUUGAAACUUUAAAAUGAGAUGUUAUGGUGCAUGCUUCAAGUUUUGUUUUUGUUUAUGAAUUUGUGGUUAUAAUAUAAUUAUUUUAUGAAAUUAAUGUUUUUGUUCGCUGAAGUAAUCACAUAGUUGUGUGUUUCAGUCAAAAUUAUUUUCAAAGGAGAAUUAAAAAUAAAGAAAAAAUAUUACGUAGUGUUCAUUAUAAGCCCACACUUUUCCGUGAUUGAAAUGUCUUCAGAAGUAGGGAACACUAAGAAAAAGAAGUACACUCGACAAGAACUAGAGGGUCUUGACAGAGAAGAGUUGGUUAAUCGAAUAUUACAAUUAGAAGCAUAUAAUUUUCAGCUCAAAAAUACUCUUCAGAAACAUUUGACUGAAGUUGAAGGCACUCCACAAAAAGAAGAAAGAAAACGUCCCUUUGAUUUUUCAAAACAUACACGACGCCAUGUGCUUCUCAGAUUUUUGUAUUUGGGAUGGGACUACCAGGGGUUGGCUACACAGGAAAAUACUACAAAAACUAUUGAGUAUCACAUGUUUGCUGCUUUAGCAAAAGCAUGUUUGAUAGAAAGCCGACAGACCUGUAAUUAUCAUCGCUGUGGACGCACUGAUAAAGGAGUUAGCUCAUUUUGCCAAACUAUAUCUUUGGAUUUAAGAAGUAAAUUAUCAAAGGAGGAG
This is a messenger RNA of Gryllus bimaculatus (two-spotted cricket), 1367 nucleotides long. Lineage: Eukaryota; Metazoa; Arthropoda; Insecta; Orthoptera; Gryllidae. The record is from the annotation of a GenBank genome assembly.